AGCAGCGGUGUGUAUUUCCACUCAUGUGAUCCGAUCCCAGUGAGAUUUCAUCUUGAUGAGGAGGAGGAGGAUGCUCUGAAUCACCUUCACUCAGUGCUGACCGAUGACUUCAUGACGUGGCCCAUUUAAGGACCAAUCGGAAAUCGCGCCGCGCUCCCUUUAAGAGCAGCUGCAUUGCCUGGAGAGUAGAUGCGCGCGCGUCAUGUAUCAGUCUCUGACCUGCUCACUUAUGGACCAUACAGCGAUGCGAUGCGCUGGACUCCUCCACACACCUCUGUCGAUGGAUCUGGAGUAAAAGCUCUGGCAUCAGAUGCAGUGACACAUUUAUCGGAGUGGUUUGCCAGGGCAUUGGCAUGGCCUAGUAAUGAAUGGUGACGGGGCUCCCAGCAGCCCGGAGCACUCCUCCUGCACGCUGCCUGACUGGAAGGAGUUCUGUGAGCUUCACGCUCGAGCUUCUGCUGCUGAUUUUGCUUACAAGUUCCGGCGAUUCAUCAGCGAGAACCCAUGCUACGACUCACCUGGUGCUGAUGCCAAUUUCUCGCAACACUUUGCUCAACACUUCCUGACCUGCUUCUCCACCACCCUCGACCAAGUUCAAGGUCCCGGGUCUCCGGGAGACUCCUCCGCUCUGAAGUACAGCAUCGUGCCCUUUGUGGGCAUACAGAGCUGCACGCUGCCCCUCAGCCACGACCUCUACCAUCGGCGGAAAGACGUGGGGGCCUCGAGCGAAUCACUGGAUAGCAUGGACAGUGGAGGGGGCGGAGCCAGUGGACAGGAACAGCAGACCCCCACCCAUAAAAUGUCAACUGUGAGCCAAUCCAGGAGUUCGGAGGAUGUGUCAUUGGGACGACGUAAGGCUCGUUUCAAGAAGGGCUUUUCUCUCCGAAACAUGAGUCUGAGCGUGGUGGACGGGGUGAAGGAGAUCUGGCACCGCAGGGCCUCUCCAGAACCAGACCCCUUGGGGAGCUCCAGGAGGACCAAUGGACCCGAGUCCAUGGGGUCCGAACACUGGAGCCAGAAGCUGCGGCUGCCGCGGGGCUCUCAGGGCCAUAAAGUGGAGCUGUUGGAGAUCCAGAGGGAGGGUGCGCUCAAAUACAUGGUGGCUGAUGACAAUAACUGUAUGGGUGCAGCGCAGUGGCAGAAAUGCAGGCUGCUGUUGAGGAAGACCGCCGCGCAAGUGGAUGCAGGAGAGAAGUUCCAGCUGGAGUUCUACGUUCCACCAAAGUCAUCUAAACCCAAAGUGAGCAUCCCUCUGUCUGCGAUCGUGGAGGUGAGGACCACCAUGCCUCUAGAGAUGCCUGACAAAGACAACACAUUCGUGCUCAAGGUGGAGAAUGGUGCUGAAUACAUCCUGGAGACCAUCGACUCUCUGCAGAAGAACUCGUGGGUGGCAGACAUCCAGGACUGCAUUGACCCCGGGGACAGCGGGGAUGACAUCGAGCUGGCGUCGUGUGCUCACAGCCAGCCGCACAGAGACGUCUCGCUCUCGCUGGUGUCCUCCUGCAGCUGUGAGCUUCUGUGUGACGGGUCCCAUCGGGGGUCCGAGCGGCUGUGCUCUGUGGCUGCUGAUCAGUCGACCGUCACCCAGCACCCCUCACACGUCCCGCUGGAGCACUUCCUGCGGUCACCAGAGCCCCAGGACACCAACACAUCAUCAGGAAGCCCAGGUGAGACUCCAGGGGAAGCGGAAGGAGACGCCAGUUUGGCAGGUUACCCAUGGUUCCACGGGACGCUGUCUCGGGUGCGGGCGGCCCAGCUGGUCCUCGCCGGCGGGACACAGAGUCACGGUCUGUUUGUGAUCCGUCAGAGCGAGACGCGUCCUGGAGAAUACGUCCUCACCUUCAACUUCCAGGGCAAAGCCAAGCACCUGCGGUUGUCUGUGAACGACAGCGGUCAGUGUCACGUCCAUCACCUGUGGUUCCAGACGGUCACAGACAUGUUACGACACUUUCACGAGCAUCCCAUCCCACUCGAGUCCAGCGGCUCCACCGACAUCACGCUACGCUCUUACGUUCAAGUCCAGCGCUCGGCCUCAGGUGUGGCAUCUCCUCCUCCCGUCCCAGCUGCCCCGCGGGACGCCUCUGUCUGUUGGGCCGAGCCGACCCAGGUGAGCCAUCAGCUGUCGGACGCGGUGCUGUUGUCGAGCUCGUCCUCGUCUCCGAUGGCUCAGCCGGCCGCAGGAGCGCUGAUGGGCCGCAGCAGCAGCGCAGAGAGACUGCUGGAGCCCGGGGCCGGGGCCGGGGCCGAGGACUACCACGACAGCGAGGGCACGCGUCGGACUCGAGCCGUGGAGAACCAGUACUCUUUCUACUGAUGUCCUGAGGAUCUGCUCCAGUCAAACCUCUAACUAGCUGCAGAGCUGUCCCUUGUGCUGUCUCUGCUUUGGUUUACCCCUCUUUCUUACUCAUAGAUGUUUCUGAAUGAGUCUCUUCUGCUCACCAAGGCUGCGUUUAGUUCAUCAAACACACACUAAUAUUGUGAAAUAUUAUUCUAAUGUUAAUCAGCUGUUUUCUGUGUGAAUCUGUGUUAAAGUGUAAUGUAUUUCUGUGAUGCUCUGUUGUAUUUUCAGCAUCAUUCCUCCAGUCUUCAGUGUCACAUGAUCUUCAGAAAUCAGAAGAAUAUGAGGAUUUACUGCUCAAAUCAGUGUUGAACACAUUUGUGCUGCACAAUAUUUUUAUGGAAACUUUGAUACAUUUUAAAAAAAAUUAGGAUACACAGAUGAAUAUAAAAAGCUCAAAAGAACAGCAUUUAUUUGAAAUAGAAAUUUUUUGUGACAUUAUAAAUAUAUUUACUGUCACUUUUGAUCAAUUUAAUGCAUCCUUGAUGAACACAAGUAUUAAUUCAUUUUCUUUUCUUUUUCGUUCUUUUUUUUUUUUUAGAUUACCCCAAUCUUCUG
This is a messenger RNA of Carassius carassius (crucian carp), 2896 nucleotides long. Its product is annotated as SH2B adapter protein 2-like. Lineage: Eukaryota; Metazoa; Chordata; Actinopteri; Cypriniformes; Cyprinidae. Gene Ontology annotation, cellular component: plasma membrane. The transcript is spliced from 9 exons. Gene Ontology annotation, molecular function: transmembrane receptor protein tyrosine kinase adaptor activity. Gene Ontology annotation, biological process: antigen receptor-mediated signaling pathway; intracellular signal transduction. The record is from RefSeq and is a predicted model, not a curated record. Bases 365 to 2314 code for a protein of 649 amino acids.